UGUAAUGACGUCACAUUGGAAAAAGUGAAGAUGGCUGCCUUGGAUGACAGCCUUACACAUUUCGAGGGGCAAAAAUGGUCCUUAUGGGCCGAAAGACUUGGCUUGAGUAGUCCCGCAAGUGACUCUGAGGAUGAGGAAAGCACGAAAUCCGGGCGGGAACCAACGACGACUCGGCUUAAGAAAGAAGAGAUGCCGAUCUAUGGUUACUGUCCGCGCUGGGAAGACUUCUACCUUGUGGUCUGUGAUGUUUGUGGACACGCCAUAAAGCCUCAGGCACUUAAGCAGCAUAUAGAACUUCGACACGGCGGGGUGAUCUCCCCUGUCAAGUUGUCCGGAGGUACUCGAGCGUCUGUAUCUUCUGGCAGCAACAAAGUGGGCAAAGCUCGCAGUCGCUCCCACACCAACCCUGUGGUGAAGCUUGAGGGGCGGAUUGACAGUGAUACUCUCGGAGGGGGCCACUCAGCCCACAUCUCUGGGGAUCCAGGUACCAACGGCAGCAACAGCAAUAGCAGUUGCAGCAGUGCCAGCAUCAGCGUCAGCAGUGUUAGCAGCAGCAACAGAGUGGGGGGCUCAGCCGACUCGCCCGGCUGUGACCUCCUGCCUUCCCCUACUGGCCUGUCUGUGGUUUCUCUCAAGACAGAGGUGACAGUGGAAGAGGACAUGGAUGGAGGAAUAGAUCUUGUACCACCUCCCCAGUCCUUGCCUACAGCUCUGCCUCCCCCAGCCCCACCAGAGCCUCCCCACCACAGUCUGCCACACCCUCCCACACAUGCAGGACCACCCUCCACCAUUGGUCCUCCCAGUAUAGGACCACCCAGUGUAGGGCCACCUAGCAUUGGUCCACACAGUGUUGGGCCACCCAGUGUUGGGCCACCCAGUGUUGGGCCACCCAGUGUGUCCUGCCCCACUGUCCAGCACCAGGGGCUGGUGGCCAUGAGUGGUCCCUCACCCACCAUGGGAGGCGGCACGGUGGUGGGCAUACCCUUGCUGAGCCAGAAUGCAUCCAGUGUUGAGGAGGAAGUCAAUAAAAUAUCAGCCAUGCUGCAGGCAGAGGCUGAGGCGCUGACAGCCUCUCAAAACCUCUUACCUGGCCCCACCAUGGAGAUGGACCCUGGCCUGGUGGGGUCACAUGACAUUGUGGAGGCACAGGGCCAGGCUGCUGGGAGUGUUACCACUGGUGGAGGGAGCCUUGGUGCCAGACAGGGCAUGCUGGUCAACUCACCAGCCAUGGGAUCAGUGCCAGUGCCCAUGAGUCACAUGUCCAUGGCCACACUGAACCAGAUUCAGGCUGACCUCUUGGCCACCGUCAGUGAGUCUGACCUCAACGCGGUGCUCAACGCCACACCGGAGACCUCCGACCUCACACAGACAGUUCUUCCUGGCAAUUCUCAGUGCUACUUAAACGAGAACGGUGGUCUGGCCUACGUUGAUCAGCCGACGGCUGCCAUCAACCACGGCACGUAUGUGGACCACACGGCUGAGCCACCAGAGCUCAGCAUAGAGAAGGUGCUGCCACAGCGCUACAACAGUGAACAGCUGUCCAUGCCAGUGCUGGAGCAGAUCACCAAUGAAGUGCUGUCUGAAGCUGAUGCGUGCGGGCACAACCUGGAAGGGGUGGCGGCAGCAGCGGCAGCAGCAGCAGACCCUCAAGGGCAGUACACCACACAAUCUGACCUUAUUGAAGUACCUGUUGAGUCAUUUAGUUUUGAUGAAAUAGAAAAGAUAUCGUCUCAGUGCGACGAACUUACCAAUGCAGUGAAUUCCAUUACCCAGCUGUGCCAGGGCGGGAACACUGGAUUAGAGUCACAGUUAGCUGGACUCUUGCAACAGCCAGCUGCCACACCUACUCCAUCUUCAUCCCUAAGUGUGACUGCUGCUGCUCCCCCAACUCCCUCCCCCAUCCCUGCCCCAACCACAGCCCCACACACAGUGGCCACCACCCUAGGCAAUUCCAGCCAGGCCAUCACUGUGGUGCUUGGAGCUGGGGCACAGGCAGCUGUCAGCACCACUGCCUCUCAGCCUUCUAUAUCCAUGCCCACCCUGGCUGCCACCCUGAAGAACCCAGUGGUGACCGCAGGUGGAUCACAGCUUGUGUCUCCUGGGCCUGCCACCUCCUCCUCCCAAGCCCACACCCCCUCUCAUACCCCAACACACACCCCAGCACACACACCAACACAUACCCCGAGUCAGCACACCACCACCUCAUCCUCCUCAUCCUCAUCCUCGUCUUCAUCCUCAUCCUCGUCAUCCUCGUCCUCCUCCUCUGGGUCUUCCGCCCUCACCCCGGCUCCUCCCACUCCCUCACCCAAAAAGUCAAGCAAAAAGAAAAAACCAGGCGAGCGGAAACUCCUGCCCCUGAAGGACCGGGAGUACGAUGCUGAGGUCCACUGCGGCGUGGUGGUGGCAGAGACUGGGAAGCCUUGCACUCGCUCCCUCACCUGCAAGGCACACUCCCUUUCCCUCCGCCGUGCUGUCCCUGGACGCUCCAAAAAGUUUGAUGAUCUCCUGUUGGAGCACCGGGCAGCCAAGGAGGCACAGAGCAAAGCCGCCAAGCCUCCAGACUCUGCCACAGGGCUUAUUCAGGGCACGCCGCCGCGGGGGCCGGCCAUGGCCACCACUGCUAGUGGAGGAAUGGUAGGAGGGCCGGCGGCCACCUCUCCUCUCCUGGUUAAAUCAUUGGGGGGCAACGCGACCACUUUAGUGUCUCCGGGUGACCCUUCUCCCAACCCCCCCAUACAUCACCCCAUGGAUCCCCCCACCACCCCAUCGCACCCUGCGCCCCCCUCACCUGCAUAUUGGCCGCCCACCUCUAGGAUUCCUCCGGCCCUGGUACCUGCAGAUAAUUUUUAUGUCCGAGAGCCGCCCAAGCCUCUUGCUACAUGUACGUAUAACUGCAGAAGGCUCGGUGGUUAUCUGGCAACGGACCACCAAGCUGAUGUGCUGCGGAGUGCAUUCAGCAGUGCCCUCAAGAAACCCCACCCUGGUGCGGUGUUGGCCGAUCCCGCCCUGGGCAGCACCCUGGGCUCAGGCGGGGCACAGGAACGCUUUGUGAGUGUCAAGCCCCUGCUGGCCAAGAAGCUGCUGACGGUGCCCUCAGGGUCGGGUGCCAAGGAGGGCAUCAGUGUCAGCACUGGGUACAAUGGACACAUACAUGUGGGGAACAGCAUGGGCAUUGUUAACAGCAAUGCAGUGGCAGCAGCAGCAGCAGCAGCAGCCAACCUCAAGCGGCCGCCGACGCAAAGUGAGGCACUCAAAAACAGUGCUGCUCCGACCCCCAGUGCCAAAAAUAAGAACAAGAAGGUGAAGACAAACGAUGGUGCUAUAAAUAUUGUGGGCAACGUUCUGCAGCUCGAUGCCAGUGGGAACAAGAGCCACAUCCCAGUGGUGAUGAGUCUGCAGAACGGCCUCUCCAAUAAUCAGACCAUAACGCUGAGUAAUGUGGCCAUUGCGGGCAUGAGGAACUCCACCACACAGCCCAUACGGAUAAACCCCUCCUCUGCCGCCACCUUUGGUAGGGCAGAUGCCGCGGCCACGGACUCGCGUCCCGGCAGCAGUGACGGACAGAACAUAUUUUUGGGGGCGGGCAUCCCCAGCGGCAUUGUGAUAUCGGACGCCCUGGCCAAGUCAUUCAAAAGUGACGGUUCUGGGAGCAUCCGGUUAGAACUCCACAGCAAUGCAUUUGGUGAUGCGUCGAGAUUGGUGACUAACACGGGCAAGGUGGGGAGCAGCGGUGUCACGAAUCUGGUAGGCUCGGGCAUUGCUGGCACAGGCGGGGGUGGCGGUGGUGGUGGUACUGUGGGCAGCGUGAGCAGCAGCAGUACAGGCGGCCUCACCUACCUCACCUCGGCUGUGGCGGGCGGGGGAGGAUCCCCCGGCCUCACCCUCCAUCAAGUACAACAGGUUAUCAGUAAGCUACAAGUGCAGGGUAAAGGGAGUGGAGGGUCAGUAGGCGGGGCUGGUGGGAGCCUGUCCCUCAAGCUGCUUGGAUCCAGCCAGACUGGAGUGGCUGGGGCAAGAUCGACGUUUGUGCUACAGCAUGAGAAGGAGCCUUCCUGACCUCCUGGGACAGGGGGUCAGCCCUCUUCAGCCCUGCCCAUAAGUCUCUCACCUGGAGCAACAGAAGGGUUCCAGGGGGCUCCAACACAGCCCUCUGCCCUGCCCCAGGUGGCGACCGUUGCCGUGCCCUUCUGGAGCAAUAGGCCCGUGUGCCACAACAAUAACAACAACAACUAUGUCAAAGUUCGUCCAGCUGGUGUCUGGCCCCCCACGUCAGGUGGAACUGUGCGAGUGUCCCAGGUAGAACCUUUGGCCAAAUCCAGCACAGGCUUGGCCAGCAGUGGGGCCGGUGUGGCCAUGACUGGAGUGACGGACCUUGGUAACAUGAUGCCCCCAGUGGCCACAUCCAAUGCUCAGGUUCUGGUACCUAGUGAUACCCCACUCCUAACCCAGGACGGACCAUUGUACAACAGUGGCACAAAGAGCCCGUCUCUGUUAUGUGUAGUUCUUGACGAUUGAGGGGCCACGUCUUCUGGUUGUAUAUUCAAACUCACUACAUAAUUUGUAAUGAUGUAGGCAGUGUUGCUCCCGUGUGCAGUGAUAUUGUAAGACAAUAUCUGUUCUUGUGUGAUAUUUAGCUCCUCACUAGUGUGCUCUAGUGAACCAUGACAAAAAUGGAGAUGAAUAGAGGCAAUAGUGCAGUUACAUUAGCAGGCCCUCCUAUACGCUUAAAUUUUGUCUCUUGUGUGAUACAAGUGCAUGCUGAAGAGACUUUUCCUCUUUUUUAUCUUUUUUUUCUUUUUUGUAUUUAUCUGUGAUGUUUUGUACUCUGGUGAGCUCCUGCGGCCAGAUUGGGCGGGGCUGGGGCGCCCUGCCUCCCAAGCAGCUCACGUGUUGGUGCUCGGGGCCGACGACACCCUCACACAGUUCACACUUGGAAAGUUUUUAUGUUUUCAAGUACUGGGUGGUUCUCAUGCCACAUCAUGUAAUAUAAUGUUCUAGUCUUGUUUGUUACUUGUUUUCUACUUGUAUCAAUGCUUUUUUUGCCCUCCCCCUUAAUUAUCAUUAUUUUUAUCCCUUCUUUUCAUACACACUGCCAUCCUUGCCAUCCAAUCUUUCCUACAGAAUACUUGUUAAAAUUGUUGAUGGUGGUCUGCACACAAACAUUCCCCAGACAAGUGGUUCCCAGCCACUUGUGUGUCAAUCUUUUCAACACAGGUUCAUCACAUGUUGUAAAAUUUACCCUCCGUACUUACGACCACUGUGGGUCUCAUAGUCAUGACUGAUCCUUCACUGACCUUUGUUAUGUACUACACAUCCUUUCUCCUCUGUCAAAACCAUUGUGCAAUGUCCCUUGAUUUCAUGCAUAUUACACUCACGUUAUCAAAGCUUUCAUCUGAAGAUGCUUCGUAGUGAACAGAAGCGAGACCAUGUCCUCUUUUAUUUAUAUAAAAUUUGUAAUAUUUUAUUAGUCAUAAAUAUUAACUACUUUUAGCUUGCUACAUAGAUUCUUUUAAUAGAAAUUAAUUUAAAAGAACACUCUACAAUGUACGUAAAUCCUGAACUGUUGACACUGGUGUUGGGAGACCAAGAGGAGAGAGAGACCCUCACCCUUGACAGUGUUGAUGUAUUGUGUGUGUGUGUGUCAGCUUCCUCAGGCUGCUUAGGGAUGGACACAGGGAACCAGAAAUACCAGGGAGUAAAUCUCAGGGAAAUGUUCUUUAUUUGUAAAUCUUGGGAAAUUUUGGUCAAAAUUUCCUCUCUGAAGAUGUUUAGACAAAAUUUUGGGACAUAAAACACAACAUUGAAUGCCACUGCCAUCAUGUAUUACAUUUAUAUAGAACUUGAAAUGUCAUUCCUUAUUCUUACUUAUUUAUUUAUUUUUUAUAUCAAUAACACACACACACACACACACACACACACACACACACACACACACACACACACACACACACACACACACACACACACACACACACACACA
Molecule: messenger RNA, 5980 nt
Organism: Portunus trituberculatus (swimming crab)
Lineage: Eukaryota; Metazoa; Arthropoda; Malacostraca; Decapoda; Portunidae
Product: helicase SRCAP-like
Exons: 8
Coding region: 31-4056 (1341 amino acids)
Source: RefSeq, a predicted model, not a curated record